AUGCCCCCAAAUAAUAAAGGAUAUAGCGAUAUUAUAUUUUUUCUUUUAAUCGCGCUCAUAUAUGUGAGCAAUAAAGUCUUUGCAAGUGAAUAUAUUAGAGCCAAUACUAUACCAGGUAAUAUUGGUCGAAGAAGAAAUACUUCGAACAAUGAUAGUUUACGCAAAACCGCUUUACUCAACGCUACUUUAACCAAAGAAUUUCCAAACAAUAUUGAAAAUAGCUCCAUUUUGGCUAAUAAUCCUUCGAAUGAAACACAUGAACAAACUGGCCCCAUAAUAUGUACCAAUCCUGAAGAAGUUAGAAAAACAACAGAAAUUAUUAACGCUGCUGUGUCAAUUUUACGACACCAUGCUACAACUGAAGACAACUACAAAUUACUGUACGUAUACGAUAAAGAUGCAUUGAUAUAUUUUAAGAACCAUGGAAAUACUGACAUUGAAAAACUUAAUCUUAAAAUCCGAAAUCCCAAUAAGUAUAAUGAUAUAGUAAACAAUCUAUGGGAUCCUUAUGGUACCAAGCAUUUCCAUGAUUACUUUAUUAGCGGAAAAGUUGUCUGUAUAUACAAUCCAAAUUUACUAAUGAUAGAACAAGAAAGCAUAGACCCUACUAAACCAGACCAUGAAUGUGUUUAUUCUUUAGCCUCAAAAAUUGACGUAUCAGAAGAUACAACAGUAAUUGUCUUGGCUUCAGCAAAUAUGAAUGAUAACAACUGCUCCAAUAAAAAAACUUAUAAAAACAAAGACUUGAUAAGAAAAUCAUCAUCAAGCAAUAGCAGUUCUUCUGAAUCAGAUAUUACAGAAGAGCCUAAAAGAACGUUUAACUUAUCUGGGUUUUUCAUUAAAAAAGAGAAAAAUUACAUCAAUAUUACUUAUGUUAAUGCUAUCGAUGAUAACAUAUCUUCCGAAAAUUACUCUAUUAAAAAAGCUAAAGCACCAAACAUAGCAUUUUACAUCCGCUUAAUGGAAAUAUUUGCAAAGGGCUAA
Molecule: messenger RNA, 984 nt
Organism: Plasmodium vinckei vinckei
Lineage: Eukaryota; Apicomplexa; Aconoidasida; Haemosporida; Plasmodiidae
Product: fam-a protein
Exons: 6
Coding region: 1-984 (327 amino acids)
Source: RefSeq, a predicted model, not a curated record